This is a messenger RNA of Solanum lycopersicum (tomato), 900 nucleotides long. RefSeq names its product small ribosomal subunit protein uS10c. Gene Ontology annotation, cellular component: mitochondrion; small ribosomal subunit; ribosome. Lineage: Eukaryota; Viridiplantae; Streptophyta; Magnoliopsida; Solanales; Solanaceae. The record is from RefSeq and is a predicted model, not a curated record. Gene Ontology annotation, molecular function: structural constituent of ribosome; RNA binding. Gene Ontology annotation, biological process: translation.
UACAGAAAAUUGUAUAGUUAUUUCUCUUCUUCGGAUAAGCUUUAAAACACAGAAAAAUUGAAGAAGCUCCUAAGGAGGAGAGCUCCAAUCUCCAUUAGAGACCAAAUUCGAACUUUAGUGAAUACCCAAAUGGCGAUUUCAUCGUCUUCACUCUCAGCAGCUCUUUUUCCAAUGUGUAAUUCAUCUUCCAUUUCUGCACAACCCAAGUUUUCUCUUCUGUCUUUGCAUUCAAAUUCUGUUAAGUUACAAGUUUUCAACCAAUCUCGAGUGUCUACAACUAAGGUUUUUGCUUCUCCUGAAGUUUUGGAUGCCCAGAAUGUUGAAGCUGAUGUUGAGGAUAUUCUAGCUGCUUCAACGCUGAGUAUUGGUGGUGACUCUGACAAGGCAGCUCCAAAGCAGAAGAUUAGGAUCAAAUUGAGGUCAUACUGGGUACCCCUAAUAGAAGACUCUUGUAAGCAAAUUAUGGAUGCUGCAAGAACGACAAAUGCAAAGACCGUAGGUCCUGUACCACUGCCCACCAAAAAGAGAAUUUACUGUGUCCUCAAAUCUCCACAUGUUCACAAAGAUGCCAGGUUCCAUUUCGAAAUAAGAACUCAUCAACGUCUUAUUGACAUUCUUUACCCGACUGCCCAAACUAUCGACAAGUUAAUGUUGCUUGACCUUCCUGCUGGUGUUGAUGUGGAGGUCAAGCUCUGAGUAAAAAAUUUCUCCUCCUUGUUUCACAUCGUAACCUUGUCUAUCUCUUGCUAGUUCCUUUCUGGUUUGGAUUUUGUACUCAUAGCGACACAAUCAUUUCUCAGGGAGAAGUAGGGUAAACAGAUAUUUUUUUUCUGUGUAAUGAUUUGAUUACUUGAUUACUGAGCAUCUUUUCAAUCUCAUAUCAUUGUUACCUUACAUGUU